CAUUGAAGUAGUGCAUAAUAUAGUUUGCGAGCAUUGUACCUUUUUUUUUUAUUGAAAGAUGACUCUUUACACAAUUUCAAAUUUUACGAUGUGUUAAGAUAAAAUCGUCAUGCGAAUAAUAUUUGUAAAGAAAUUUCGUCUACACGAAAUUAAGAAAUUUUAAUUAAAAUAGUAAUUAAAUUUACACCAAUGGAAUUCCGUAUUUUAUUACUAGUGCACGUUACGGGCUUUUGUCUUGGUUUGAGAGAUGUUCAAAUUCAAGUGCCAGUUGCUGUAAGAAGAGGGGAAAGUGUAACAUUAUUUUGCUGGUACGAAACAGAAGACGAUCCUCUCUAUAUCGUUAAAUGGUACAAAGCAAGACGUGAAUUUUAUCAUUUUGCUCCUAAAGAAUAUCCAGUAAUCAAAACAUUUCCCAUGGGAAACUUAAGGGUGAAUAUAGAAAGAAGCAAUGCAACUCAAGUUACACUUGAUAAUGUGGACAUUGACUCAGCAGACACAUACAGUUGUGAAGUGUCCGCUGAUGCACCAUCAUUUCAUACAGCUAUAGUUUCUGGCAACAUGAAAGUAGUUGAAUUACCUGAAGAAAAUCCAACUGUAACUGGAAUGCAACGAAAGUACAAAAUUGGAGAUUCAGUCAAAGUCACAUGUACAUCUGGUAAAAGUAGUCCUCCAACUAAUCUCACUUGGUUCAUCAAUGAUAGGCCGCCUUAUGAUGCACAUGUACGUACAAUAAGUCCUCUGGAAACGGAUGAAUCGACAGUGCAAUUCUCACAAAUUACGUUACAAUUUCUUGUAACAAAAGAACAUUUUGCUCAUGGAAAAUUAAAAAUACGCUGCACUGCAUCUAUAUAUGCAAUAUAUUGGCAAUCUUCAGAAGUAAGUGCCGAAGAAGAUAAACUCAAUCGGAAUCAGGUGAAUUUUGUACCUGUAAUAACAGCUACAAGAUAUGGAGAUCCCUACUAUCAACCACCUCCAAAUCAUCAAACUGGACAGAAAAAGCCAGACGGACAAAUUGAUGUGAAAAUUCUCGGCUCCUCUGCAAGCAGUCCAAAUUCAGUGGUGCAAUUUGUUUUAGGAUUGUUAGUAUGUUUGCUAUCUGUCACAAUUUAAAAGUUUUACAUUAUAUAUAGUGCUUUGGAACACUCUAUAUUACAUAGAGUUUGACGUGCUUUACAAAAACAAAAAAAGUGUAUUAUAUUUCUUUCUUCUCAUUUUUUUAUUCUAAUUAAUAUAUCAUAUUUAUUGUAUAUAUACACAGUACAAAUCACUGCCACAUUUUUUUUGUUAUUUAAUUAUAAAUUUAAAUGUUAAUUUUAUUACAUAUAAGUGUUCAUUUUUUAAGAAAUUAGUUAUAUAUUUACAUAUUAGAAAUAAGCAAAAACAAUGCCUUCUCAAAAUACGCGAGUUUCAAAAAAAAAAAAAAAUACAUUUAAGUUUACAAUAAUUGUGUAAGUAUUUAUGUGGCAAAUUUUCUUGUGACAAAAUUUUUAUAAUCAAAGAAAAAAGAUAUUUAAGAAAUAUAUAAAAUGAAACGACUUUUAUGUCAUCGAAAAGAAAUUUAUUGUGAAUAAUAUAUAAUUAUAUGCGCUUAUACCUCUAAAUGCCGUCUAAUAUACAACAUUAAUUAUAAAGUAUUUUAAUGAAACAAAGACGAUUGAUUAUAUAUACAAAUUAUACAAUACUAUAUAUAUACAUACUACUAUAUUGUUUAAAAAAAUCAGUGUUUUUAACUGACUUUGUUUUGUAAAAAUUAUGACAUGACAAUAAUAAGCGACAGAACGCUUAAAAGUGCGUUUUGUAAUU
Molecule: messenger RNA, 1803 nt
Organism: Leptopilina boulardi
Lineage: Eukaryota; Metazoa; Arthropoda; Insecta; Hymenoptera; Figitidae
Exons: 6
Coding region: 190-1110 (306 amino acids)
Source: RefSeq, a predicted model, not a curated record